AUGGGUGACAAUCUGCCAUACCGACCAAAGGGCGAUCCGGACGAGGCUGGGCGGAAUGACGACCCGGAUGAUGAGGAAGAGGAGAUGGACGAAACUGGCUACAAGACUGUGAGAGAUGCGGUGCUGUUCGCCAUCGAGGUCAACAAGUCCAUGCUCAAGGUGCCACGAUCAUCAUCUGCCUCGAAAAAGUCCGACAACAGUUCUCCCCUUUUGGCCGCCUUGAAAUGCGCAUACCAUCUAAUGCAGCAGCGCAUCAUUUCGACCCCAAAGGACCUCAUGGGAAUCCUGCUCUAUGGCACGGAGGCCUCCAAGUUCUACGACGAAGACGAAAAUUCCAAGGGAGGCUGGUCUUUUCCUCACUGCUAUCUUCUCACAGACCUUGAUGUGCCUGAAGCGGAAGAUGUCAAGGCCCUCAAGGAGUUGGUCGAAGCAGACUCUCCAGAGUCAGCCGACUUCAUCAAGCCGGCAAAGGAGCCCGUUUCGAUGCACAACGUUCUCUUCUGCGCCAACCAAAUCUUCCAACAGAAGGCUGCCAAUUUCACCUCGCGCCGACUGUUCAUUGUCACGGACAAUGAUGACCCUCAAUCAUCCAACAAGGAGUCUCGGUCCCAGGCUACUGUGAGAGCUAAAGAUUUGUACGACUUGGGAGUGACCAUUGAGCUGUUCCCCAUCUCAACCUCCGACCACACUUUCGACACGAAACUUUUCUGGGACGACAUCGUCUAUCGAGCAUCCCCUUCGGACCCUGAUGCGAUUGCGUACAACCCACCUUCCAUUGUGGAUGCCGAUGGCUCAAAGUUGGUGACUGGUGCUGGUGACGGCAUCUCCUUGUUGCAGUCCUUGCUAUCCACCAUAGCAUCCAAGGUUGCGCCGAAACGUGCGCUGUUCUCUUCCGUCCCGCUUGAACUGGCACCAGACUUCAAGAUAUCUGUGAAAGGAUACUUGCUCUACAAGCAUCAAAAGCCUGCCCGCAGUAGUUAUAUCUAUCUCGGGUCAGAAAGACCCCAAAUCGUAACUGGAUAUACGGAGCAAGUCGCAGACGAUGAACGUGAUCGCAGAACAGUCGAGAAGGCCGAGAUUCGCAAGGCGUACACCUUUGGGGGAGAGAAAAUCACGUUUUCUGAUGAGGAAGUCAAGAAACUCCGUGAUUUUGGGCCGCCUGUGAUACGGGUGAUCGGGUUCAAACCGAUGUCCAGACUGCCAAUGUGGGCGAACAUGAAGAAUUCGACCUUCCUCUACCCAUCAGAAGAAGACUUUGUUGGCAGCACACGUGUAUACAGCGCCUUAUACCGCAAACUGUCUCAGGAUCAGUUAUUCGGCCUAACAUGGUUUAUCCCAAGGAAGAAUGCCGCACCAGUGAUGGCUGCCAUGGUCCCGACCCUCACUGCUGAGGGCAGCGAUGACAAGCCCAAUGCUGCGGGAGUAUCUGUCACCGGCGCACCUCAGGGCUUACAUUUGAUUCCUCUACCGUUUGCAGACGACAUCCGACAGAAUCCACUCAACACUCAUGAAACACCGCUGCGUGCGCCGGAUGAGCUCGUUGACGCGAUGAUGCCUAUCAUUCAGCAACUAAACCUUCCCAAGGGCAUCUAUGACCCCUCAAAAUACCCCAACCCCAGCUUGCAGUGGCAUUAUCGAAUCCUCCAGGCCCUAGCUCUUGAUGACGAGAUUCCAGAAAAGCCCGAAGACAAGACGAUACCGAAAUUUCGCCAGAUUGACAAACGAGUAGGAAAUGAGACGAUAGAAUGGGACAAAGUUUUGAAAACGGUCUACAAGCAGUAUCGGGCGGAAAACCCAGAUUCGGUGCCUACGGGAUCGAAGAGAACUACCACGAAUGGAGCAGCUGCGUCGUCGAGCACAGGAAGCAAGAAGGUCAAGAUGGAGACAGGGAGCGGGUUAGAUGAAGCAGAGAUUCGGGGGCUUUGGCAGAAGGGCCAACUGGCGAAGCUGACGGUUGCCGAGCUGAAGGAUUUUUGUGGGAUGAAGAAGAUUCCUGUCGGGGGGAAGAAGGCAGAUAUUGUGGAGAGGAUCGAGGAAUGGCUUGAAAACAAGUGA
Cladophialophora psammophila CBS 110553 is the source of this 2055-nucleotide messenger RNA. RefSeq names its product ATP-dependent DNA helicase 2 subunit 1. Gene Ontology annotation, molecular function: double-stranded DNA binding; telomeric repeat DNA binding; DNA helicase activity. The record is from RefSeq and is a predicted model, not a curated record. Gene Ontology annotation, cellular component: nucleus; Ku70:Ku80 complex. Gene Ontology annotation, biological process: double-strand break repair via nonhomologous end joining; cellular response to X-ray; cellular response to gamma radiation. Lineage: Eukaryota; Fungi; Ascomycota; Eurotiomycetes; Chaetothyriales; Herpotrichiellaceae. The transcript has 2 exons. Bases 1 to 2055 code for a protein of 684 amino acids.